Peromyscus californicus insignis is the source of this 533-nucleotide messenger RNA. Its product is annotated as centrosomal AT-AC splicing factor-like. Bases 119 to 385 code for a protein of 88 amino acids. The transcript is spliced from 3 exons. The record is from RefSeq and is a predicted model, not a curated record. Lineage: Eukaryota; Metazoa; Chordata; Mammalia; Rodentia; Cricetidae.
UUCAAUUACUCCUGGGCCUCUGACUCCAGAAACCCAGGUUUUUAUUUUUGAGCACUCCUGGCUGGAACAUGCUCCAUAGUAAAGGGCUUUGUUUAUUUUAGGUGCUGUGCCUCCGUGGAUGAUUCAAGAGGAGGAACACAGCUCUGGGAACCUACCAAUAGGCCCUUCCUAUGAAGAAUUUCUUAAAGAAAAGGAAAAACAGAAACUGAAGAAACUCCCCCCAGAGCGAGUUGGGGCCAAUUUUGACCACAGCUCCACCACCAGUGCAGGCUGGCUGCCCUCUUUUGGCAGAGUCUGGAAUAAUGGACGACGCUGGCAGUCCAGGCAUCAAUUCAAAACGGAAGCCGCAACAAGAAACAAACAGUCACGUAUAGGAAAAAGCUGAAGGUGCCCAGCCCAAUUCUUUUUCAAUCUCAUGGCCAACAAAACCAUUCCAACUAUUAUUCCUAAAACCAAUCCUCUCCAGUUGCCUUUCUUUGAAAACAGAAACACCCAUUCAUUUGAUUUAAUAAAGUUUUAUUUUUCCAAAUGUA